Molecule: messenger RNA, 1848 nt
Organism: Aspergillus uvarum CBS 121591
Lineage: Eukaryota; Fungi; Ascomycota; Eurotiomycetes; Eurotiales; Aspergillaceae
Exons: 3
Coding region: 1-1848 (615 amino acids)
Source: RefSeq, a predicted model, not a curated record
AUGAACCAAGAAAAUUCUUCACCAUCGGACGCAACAGUCACAGCAAUAGUUCCGUCAAACAGCAUACAAAAGUACACGUCGGUGCCACGCCACUUAUUGUCCAACAGCAUGCCCACUACUCAUCUACAAACCGAGCUCUAUGUUAAACUUUUUGAUGACAAAAAAAUAGAACAUAUCGGGUCCUCUGGGAAUUCUGAGAAGAGUCUUCCCGAUGCCAUUCGACAAUAUACAAGAAAAUUGACCGGCCCGCAGAUGGGCAAGCUUCGUGGUCCACUAGAAGAUAAAAUCAAGUUUCUGCAGGAGGCUGAAGAAAAUGUUCCUCCGAUCUUUGAGCUGCAAGGAGCAGACGCAAAAGCUGAGUGGGAAAAGAUAUUAAAAGUAGCGGAAGAGAUUGGGAUCGAGGGGGCAGCAGCGGGCUGGCAAAAGCUCGCUGAGCUCAAUGUGCCUGAGCACGAGGAGACGGAAUCCCCACCUGCAAGCCGGACGCAAGAUGCGACCGACAAUGAUGCGGAAAUGGACUUAGACGAAGGCGAAGCGCAAACUGAGAGACAGGACAGAUCACCGUCAGAUACUGAACAAGAUGACGAAGGCGACGAUACCGAAGACCGAGACUCAACAAACACAACCAAGAAUGCCGGGCAUCAGUAUAUUCGGGGAGAGAGGCAAGGUUCAUCUGGGGACUUUGUGCAGUAUGAGAUUGCCAAUGUUCCGUGGGGCGUGGAGGGGCUGAACGGGCCCAGAUGGCCAUGGUUAUCCUGGAGGUUAGCCGAUGGUGGUGUACUCUUGGCCCAGAAAAAGACCCAAAUUCAAGGAAAGGGUGAUAACAAGAUAAGUUACUACGUCGUCGAGUAUCAAGUGGAUGAGAAUGGGAAACGGCUGUCGGUGAAUGCGGCCAAAAAAGCCCAAGAAGAUGGAUCGGCUAUCUUCUACCAACGGCGGUUGACCAGAAAAGAAGAAUACAAGACCGAGAUCGCCGAUUGGGAAAAGGAAAAGAAGAAGGGACCAAAAUGUGUGUUCGAUGCUACCGGUGAAGAAAGAAAGGCCUCGAACUUUACCUUCCAGAGGCUGGAGUUUGUGGCUCCGCUGAGGCCCGCCACUGAGAAUGUGAGUCUAGAUUUCAGGUCCGGUCAGCUGGAAUGCUGUGUGCGCGUCAAGGAGCGCAGGAACCCCCUUUUCUUCAACUCCACAGAGUUCAAGAAAAUGGUAACGCCCAAGAGGGCCCAGCAGUUGAUUGGCGAGAUCUGUAGCAGAGAUAAGAUCCCCUCGCUACCCCUUCCCGCCAAAAAGAAAACCGAACUGAACGAGGCAUGUUCCGACAACGAAGAAGAGCUGAAGCGCCGGCGCGAGAAGAGAGUGUCGCGACCUACUCGGAGUCAGGCCUCGACCGAAGAUCUUUCAAAGCAAACGGUCGAAGCGUUGGUGGACCAAAAGCUCGCCGACUUUAUCAAAACAACCCCAACGCAGACUGCGGAUGAAGAGGGCAUCACGAAAAGGUUACAGGAUUACACCGACAAGAAAUUAGAUGAGAUGAAGAAAACUCUCGCAAAGGAUAUCGGUUCAAGCAUCGCCGAGGAAGUAGCAAAAGCAACAUCUGCCCUGGAAGCCAAGAUGCAGGCGAAGCAUCCGGCGCCUAAUAACAAGCACACAGAGUCUGUGCUACGCAAACUCUCUGAGCAAAUGCAGGGGAUAUCGCAAGCGUGGGAGGAGAUGAAGAAUAAACCCAGCGUUGAGCUCGCCGAUAUCAACAAAAUUGUGGCGACGGAAGUCAGGAAGGGGUUAGAUGAGCAUGAGCGACGUUGGCGGGAAGAUAGUGCCGUGGAAGUCACACCAGAGCCCAUGAGCAGCUGA